CUCUCUCUCUCUGGCUGGCUAUCGCUUUCUCUCUCCUCGGGCGAUCCAAAAUCUGCUGGGGGCUUCGUGUUCGAUGCGAUUCUGAGCUCGGGAAAUCGGUUUCAGAGGUUCAAUUUCAAGAGUUUUUCUUUUAACAGGGUGUUCUCUUUGCAGGUAAACUGAGUAGAUGGAGCACGAGGAGACUGGAUGUCAAGCUGCCCCUGAAGGUCCUAUAUUGUGCCUAAACAAUUGUGGGUUUUUUGGAAGUGCGGCUACUAUGAAUAUGUGUUCCAAGUGCCACAAGGAUAUGAUGUUGAAACAGGAGCAGGCAAAGCUUGCUGCAUCAUCCUUUGGAAGCAUUGUCAACGGAACAUCAAGCACCAAUGCAAAUGAGCCCGUUGUUGCUGCUUCUCCUGUGGAUAUUCAAUCUCAGACAGUGGUGCCAAAAACUAUCAGUUCACAACCAUCAUUUUCCUUUGGUUCAGGGUCAUCUGGUGAGCCAAAGCCAGAGGGCCCGAAACGAUGCAGCAGUUGCAACAAGCGGGUUGGAUUAACAGGGUUCAAUUGUCGGUGUGGUCACCUCUUUUGUGCAGUACAUCGUUAUUCAGACAAACAUGACUGUGCUUACGAUUAUCGCACUGCUGGACGGGAUGCUAUUGCUAAAGCCAACCCUGUCGUAAAAGCUGAGAAGCUCGAUAAAAUCUAAGCCUGGUGCAGUGAAGUUUCAUUAUCAAAAUUGAUGCUUGUUUUCAUCCACGGGAUGGCUUCAGAGUCUGCAGCGGUAUCUUAGCACUUGCCCUGUUAUAAUAUUACAUCUACUGAGGGAACGCAGUUUAGGCAUCUCUGCACUCUGAAGAACUCUCUAUUUGUUGUGAUUGGAAGAACUUUAUGUGUUGCUCCAGUGUCUUUAAGUUGUAGUCUAUGCUGGUUUGGUGGACAUGGUUCGGGUUGGUCUUCGUAAUGUGUCUCGGCGCUGUUUAUAUCGCAUUUGUUACUUCUAGUACAUUGUCAGUGGAUCUUGUAUUGUAAAGUAUCGAUGUGGUUUCCAUGCAUAAUUCUAUUACUCUUCCUUUUUGGUC
This is a messenger RNA of Pyrus x bretschneideri (Chinese white pear), 1058 nucleotides long. Its product is annotated as zinc finger A20 and AN1 domain-containing stress-associated protein 8-like. Gene Ontology annotation, molecular function: zinc ion binding; DNA binding. The record is from RefSeq and is a predicted model, not a curated record. NCBI's taxonomy places the organism in Eukaryota, Viridiplantae, Streptophyta, Magnoliopsida, Rosales, Rosaceae. Bases 167 to 685 code for a protein of 172 amino acids. The transcript is spliced from 3 exons.